Molecule: messenger RNA, 1622 nt
Organism: Humulus lupulus (European hop)
Lineage: Eukaryota; Viridiplantae; Streptophyta; Magnoliopsida; Rosales; Cannabaceae
Product: 12-oxophytodienoate reductase 3-like
Exons: 6
Coding region: 205-1362 (385 amino acids)
Biological process (GO): oxylipin biosynthetic process; jasmonic acid biosynthetic process
Cellular component (GO): peroxisome
Molecular function (GO): FMN binding; oxidoreductase activity
Source: RefSeq, a predicted model, not a curated record
UCAUAACACAUCACCACUAGUUCCAAAGCCUUCAAUUUCUCGACUCCACCUUCUCUGCCUUUCAAGUUUCAAGGUCUUCACUUGAGCCACCCAGCCAGUCACCUGCGCAACCCACCCGCGGCAGACUCCACCUGAUCUCAGCCCUUCCCAUUUCUAUUUGAUCUUCGUUUUGUUUUCUGAGGUUGUAAUUAAGCUCCAGCUCUAAUGGGGGAAAUCAUUGCACCAGUGGGACUCAAUCUGUUUUCCCCUUACAAGAUGGCCAACUUCAAUCUCUCUCACAGGGUGGUGCUUGCGCCAAUGACGAGGUGCAGAGCUUUGGAUGAAAUCCCUGGGGCUGCUCUGGCCGAGUACUACAAACAGAGGUCCACCCAAGGCGGAUUCCUCAUCACUGAAGGGACUUCCAUCUCCAACACCUCAGCGGGUUUCCCAAAUGUCCCUGGGAUUUACAAAGAAGAACAGGUGGAGGCGUGGAAGAACGUAGUGGACGGAGUUCAUGAUAAAGGAGGCAUCAUUUUCUGUCAACUUUGGCACGUUGGUCGUGCCUCUCAUCAAGUUUUUCAACCUGUUGGGGGGUCACCAAUAUCUUCAACGGACAAGCCCAUUUCAAACAAGUGGAGAGUUGUGUUGCCAGACGGGUCAUUUGGGACGUAUCCUAAGCCUCAUGCCUUGGAGACCUUUGAAAUACAUGAGGUGGUGGAGGAUUAUCGCCGUGCGGCCAUAAAUGCCAUUCAAGCCGGUUUUGAUGGAAUUGAAAUCCACAGUGCACAUGGAUACCUGCUUGACCAGUUCUUAAAGGAUGGGAUCAAUGAUCGAACUGACAAGUACGGUGGCUCUAUUGAAAACCGUUGCAAAUUGUUAAUGCAAGUGGUUGAAGCAGUAGUCUCGGCCAUUGGUGUUAAUAGAGUAGGUGUUAGAAUUUCACCAGCAAUCGAUCACCUUGACGCCCUGGACUCGGACCCGCUCGGCCUUGGUUUAGCAGUGAUAGAGAGGCUUAACAAGCUCCAACUGGACCAGGGAUCACAGCUCUCUUAUCUCCAUGUGACUCAGCCUCGAUUCACUGCCACUGGUAAGACGGAAUCAGGCAGACCCGGUAGAGAAGAAGAAGAUGCCCGCUUAAUGAGGACACUAAGGAAAACCUACCAGGGAACCUUCAUGUGUAGUGGUGGCUACACUCGGGAGCUGGGAAUGCAAGCCAUAGCCGAUGAUGAGGCAGAUUUGGUGUCUUUUGGUCGUCUUUUUAUCUCAAACCCUGAUUUAGUAUUGAGAUUUCAGCUGAAUGCACCUUUGAAUAAGUACGAUAGGACUACCUUUUACACACAGGAUCCUGUUGUUGGGUACACUGAUUACCCUUUUCUUAAUUAGCUACGAAAAUGAAUCACUACUUUGAAUAUUGGCUGACAUAUUUAUGAAUUAAUUGUCAUCAUAUAAGAGGAAUGAUUAUCUAUUUAUUGUUUGUAGAGGAACUUAUUUGUUAGUGCCUUUCUUGUAAUAUUGUGUUUGUUUGAACUCCAAGGGAGUAUAUGUCGGUCUUAAACAACAUCAUUAUAUGUGUAAUAUGAACUCCCCAGUAUGUUCGAUCUUUAAUUUUGCAGUAAUAUUUGAAAAUUUAAUGAUUGAAAAUU